UCCCGCGCCGCUCUCUUAACCCCCUGCCUUUUUCUCGGCCCCCUAGGGCGGCUGAGCCCCCCGGCCUGUACCCUGCGCAAGCACAAAACCAACCGCAAGCCGCGGACACCCUUCACCACCGCGCAGCUGCUGGCGCUGGAGCGCAAGUUCCGCCAGAAGCAGUACCUGUCCAUUGCCGAGCGCGCCGAGUUCUCCAGCUCGCUCAGCCUCACCGAGACGCAGGUGAAGAUCUGGUUCCAGAACCGCCGCGCCAAGGCCAAGAGACUGCAGGAGGCAGAGCUGGAAAAGCUGAAGAUGGCCGCCAAGCCCAUGCUGCCCCCGGCUGCCUUUGGCCUCUCCUUCCCGCUCGGCGGCCCCGCGGCGGUAGCGGCCGCGGCCGGCGCCUCGCUCUACGGGGCCUCGGGCCCCUUCCAGCGCGCCGCGCUGCCGGUGGCGCCCGUGGGACUCUACACAGCCCAUGUGGGCUACAGCAUGUACCACCUGACAUAGAGGGUCCCAGGGUCCCCUCCCUGUGGUACCAGCCGAUUCCUCCAGCCCCGCUCUCCUGCCAGCCGCAGGAGCCAUCCCCCAACGAGCUCCCUUGUUCGGCACCGCCCGGCUCCUUCCCCUUUAACCCCCACGCUGCUCUGGUUUAUCCUCGGCUGCUCCCUGCGUUCACUCUCCAAUGUCUGAUCCCCUUCCCCAAAGUGGCUGGAAGGGGCCCUUAACACUCCUCUAGAAUCUAGAUCUACGCUUUGUGUUACAGAUGGAGAAACUGGGGUUAGAGAGGUGUAGACUUCCCCGCGGUCCCCAGCACAGUUAGCGGUUGGACCGGCACUAGGCUGCUGCGUCCUGUCCUGACAUCAGGCAGGAGAAGCACAGGGAAACUCACGACUGAAGAUUUUGGAAAAUAAGAACAGUUGGAGAAAAAGAAAAGAGCAAGCCAGGGGAGAUGGAAACCCCGGUCCUUCCAUCGGAAAACUUCAGAGAUCUUCAACUGCAAAACGUCUGCUUUUGGUGGGGGGAGGGGGUCACACAGAUGCGUUGCCAAGGUAGGUUGAAGGGACCUCUCUCACCAGUACCAGAAAAAAACUGUAAAAUAAAAUUUAAAACUCCUGUUUCUAUUUAACAGUACAUUUGUGUGACUCUCACGAAUCCCUUUGGAAGGGGUUGUGUGUAAUAUACUGUAUAUUUGAAAUUUUAUUAUCAUUUAUAUUAUAGCUAUAUUUGUUAAAUAAAUUAAU
Messenger RNA from Ailuropoda melanoleuca (giant panda), 1223 nucleotides. RefSeq names its product homeobox protein MSX-1-like. The record is from RefSeq and is a predicted model, not a curated record. The annotation marks the transcript as partial. Gene Ontology annotation, biological process: embryonic morphogenesis; regulation of transcription by RNA polymerase II. Lineage: Eukaryota; Metazoa; Chordata; Mammalia; Carnivora; Ursidae. The transcript has a single exon. Gene Ontology annotation, cellular component: nucleus. Gene Ontology annotation, molecular function: DNA-binding transcription factor activity, RNA polymerase II-specific; RNA polymerase II transcription regulatory region sequence-specific DNA binding.